ACUCUGGACUGUUUCAGAAAAGAAAAUGUCCUUCGGUUAUGGAAUUAUCUAUUGGAAUUACUUCUCGCAAGACGUGUACGUCUGGAAUUGUCGAUGGCCAUUCAACGCAUCUUCCACGAGAUGGUUUAUGUUUUGGAUUGGUGUGAUGAGAUUAAGGGACGUUUGCUAUCCGAAGAUCUUGGACAACACUUAAUGGAUGUAGAAGACUUGCUGCAGAAACAUGCUCUGCUGGAAUCUGAUAUCAACAUUGUUGGUGAUCGUGUGAAGAAUGUUAACGGUCAAGCUGAGAAAUUCACCUCCCCGAAUGGACCUGAUGGCAGCGGUAUGUGUCAAGAACGAAUGCGGAUUCUUGUGGAUCGUUACGCUGAACUGCAAGAGUUGUCCGAGGACCGCAAACGACGUCUUGAAAACAAUCGUCGUCUGUGUCAGUUCUGGUGGGAUGUGGCCGAAUUGGAGCAAAAUCUCAAAGAAAGCGAACAGGUAUUAACAACACCAGAUACUGGUCGCGAUAUGGUCUCUGUAUCGUUGCUACUCGCAAAACACAAGAACGCUGAACAAUCACUCGAUAUGUUGGGACGUCAGCUGGAUGGUCUUGAUGAACAAGGCAAUGGAUUGAGAGAGGAGAAUAUCCCUGGUUCUGAAACAAUAGCGGAUCGUUUAGCCACUGUUCGCGAUUAUUACAAUAAGCUGAAAGAAUUGGCCGCCGAUCGCCAUACGCGACUUGCUGGUGGAGUUAAUUAUUAUCAGUUCUUCAACGAUGCGGAUGAUGUGGACGCGUACUUGGUUGAUACGUUACGUUUGGUUGGAAGUGAAGACGUUGGCAAAGAUGAAGGUACCGUGCAACUUCUUAUCAGAAAGCACGAUGAUGUCAGCGACGAUCUGCUGAAGUUCGAGGAGAAUGUGAAGCAACUUCACAUGCAGGCCGAAUCUUUACCAGCAGAAGCGCGUGAACAUCCGGAUGUAUUGGCAAGACUCGACACGACCGAGAAGCGUCGAGCCGAGCUUGAAGAAUUGGCACGUCUCAGGAAACAAAGACUCCUGGAUGCGUUAUCGCUCUAUAAACUGUUCAGUGACGCUGACAGUAUUGAAGCGUGGAUUGAUGAAAAGGGUAAAUUGUUGUCCACACUUAUGCCGGGACACGAUUUGGAAGAGGUCGAGAUAAUGAAACAUCGUUUCGAUACACUCGAAAGUGAUAUGAACAAUCAAGCGGCCAAACUGGCCACUGUCAACGAAUUAGCUCGUCAAUUGUUACAUGUUGAUCAUCCAAAUUCAGAUGAAAUUCUGCAACGACAAAAUAAACUUAACGCAAGAUGGGCACAAUUACACGAUAUGGUCGAUCAGAAACGAGAUGAAUUGGAUCGUGCGCACCGUUUAGAGACAUUCCGAAUCGAUUGUCAAGAGACGAUCUCGUGGAUUGAGGAUAAGACCCGUGUGCUGGAAGAUGCCGAUGAGUUGACGAACGAUUUGACGGGUGUUAUGAAACUGCAGAGACGUUUGAGUAUGAUGGAACGUGAUUUGGGUGCCAUACAGGCCAAGCUUGACUCACUUCAGACGGAAGCGGCCGCAAUCGAGAAAGAGAAACCGGCCGAGGCUGCGAAGAUUCAGGAAGACAUUCGACGCAUUCAGAAUGUGUGGGAUAUUCUGAAUCGUAGGGUUCGCGAACAUGAGGCGAAACUCGAUGAGGCUGGCGACUUACAGAGAUUCUUGCGCGACCUUGAUCACUUCCAAGCGUGGCUCACGGCCACUCAACGACAGGUCGCGUCUGAAGAUGAACCGCAAUCGUUGGCGGACGCUGAACAGCUGCUGAAUCAACAUGCCGCGAUACGUGAAGAGAUCGACGGGUACGCGGAAGACUAUGUGAAGAUGCGUGCAAUGGGUGAUCGUGUCACACAAGAUCAAACCGAUCCACAGUAUAUGUUCUUGAGACAACGUCUGGCUGGUCUCGAGGAAGGAUGGGAAGAGCUGCAGCGAAUGUGGGACAAUCGACAGCAUCUGCUCAGUCAGGGUCUCAAUCUGCAAAUGUUCCUUCGUGAUGCGAAACAAGCUGAAGUGAUGCUAUCGCAACAAGAGAAUUACUUAGCCAAAGAGGACAUACCAAGUUCACUUGAACAAGCUGAAAAUAUGCUCAAGAGACAUCAAGAUUUCUUGACCACUAUGGAUGCCAAUGACGAGAAGAUCAAGGCGGUUGUACUGUUCGGUGAUCAGCUUUGUAACGAUGGCCAUUAUGCAGCCGAUAAGAUCCACAAAAAAGCACGUAACAUCGAAGAACGUCGCGAAUCGAAUCGUGAACGUGCGGGUGCGAUGUUCGAUAAACUGAAGGAUGCACUCACCUUACAGCAGUUCUUAUCUGAUUGUGAGGAAUUGCGUGAAUGGAUCGAAGAGAAAAUGAUUCGUGCACAAGAUGAGACUUAUCGUGAUGCUAAAACAAUAACGUCGAAAUUCGUUCGUCAUCAAGCAUUCCAAUCGGAAUUGCAAUCGAAUCGUGAACGUCUUGAUCAGCUGAGACAUGCGGCCGUAAAACUGGCUGAAGAGAAACCCGAGUUUGUUUCUAUGAUUGAUCCACAAAUUGCGGAUUUGUCAACACAGUGGGAACAGCUGGAGAGAACAACUGAAGAGAAGGGUCAAAAACUAUUCGACGCAAACCGACAACAGCUCUAUGUACAAAGUAUUUCCGAUAUGAAGGAAUGGGCCGAACAACUGCAACAACAAAUGGUCAGUGAGGAUACAGCACAAGAUCUGACCACCGUCAACGUUGCAAUGCAGAAACAACAGCUCAUCGAAAGUGAAAUGGUGAAACGUGCCGCUCAAAUGGAUUCACUUCAGCAAAUGGAACCUCAGCUCGAAGAGAUGCAUCCAGAAGAGGUUGAAGCAAUUAAGGCGCAUCGUUUAGCUGUGCAAGAACAACUACAACGUCUACAGGCACCACUUGACGAUAGACGUCGUCAGCUGGAACGCAAAAAGAAUGCUUACCAAUUCUUGAGAGAUGUUGACGAUGAAAAAUUAUGGUGUGCUGAACGACUGCCAUUAGCCCAGCAACGGCAACUUGGUGAGAGUCUAUUCGAUUGUCAUCGAUUGCAAAAGAAGACACAGUCGCUGAAGAAUGAAAUCGAUAAUCAUGAACCAUGGAUUGAGAAGAUUUGUGCUAAUGGACGUGAAUUAAUCGAUCUGGGUCAUGAGAACAGUGCGAUGUUUGAGUUGAAAAUCAGUGAACUGCAAAACACUUGGAAGGAUUUGAAAGACGCUGUAGAGGCACGUAAGGCGCAUCUAGCCGAAAGUGAGAAGGCUCAUCAGUUCCUUUACGAUUGUAAUGAAGCGGAAGCGUGGAUGAGUGAACAAGAACUUUAUAUGAUGCAGGAUGAACGUGGAAAAGAUGAGUUCUCGACGCAAAAUCAAAUCAAGAAGCAUGAACGCUUACAACAGGACAUCAAUCAGUACGCAGAUACGAUCCGUAACCUGGCAAGUCAAGCGCAAAAAUUCGUCGAUGAAAAGAGUCCGUUGAGUGACCAGAUUAGCGUUCGACAGGCUCAGAUCGAAAAACUGUACGCAGGUCUUCAAGAUCUGUGUCGUGAAAGACGUAAACGUCUCGAUGAAACAUUACAACUCUAUGAAUUGCAUCGCGAAAUCGAUGACCUUUUGCAGUGGAUUGCUGACAAAGAGGUUGUUGCUGGUUCCCAAGAGGCAGGUCAAGACUAUGAGCACGUCCAGAUGCUCAUCGAGCGUUUCCAACAGUUCGCUCGUGAUACGGAAGCGAUCGGAUCCGAUCGUGUUGCGAACGCGAAUGAUGCUUGUGAUCAGGCAUUUGGACAUUCGGAUGCGCCGACGAUAGCACUUUGGAAGGAUAGCUUGAAUGAGGCUUGGGAGAAUCUGUUGGAGUUGAUUGAUACUCGUAUGCAGUUGCUAGAUGCAUCUCGUCUUCUGCAUAAGUUCUUCCACGAUUGUCGUGAUUGCUUGUCACGCAUCCUGGAGAAGAAUCAUGCGAUACCAGAAGAUCUUGGACGUGAUUCAUCGUCGGUUGGAGCACUGAAAAGGAAACAUCAAAAUUUCUUGAAGGAUAUUGAAGCGAUCGGUCAACAAGUAGCGCAGAUCGAGAAGGACGCCGGUGAGCUUCGGGAUGCUUACGCAGGCGAUAGAGCCGUCGAGAUCGGUGCACGUGAGGCUGAGGUGUCGAAAGCAUGGCGACAACUGCGUGCAAUGUGCGAUUCUCGCUCGCAGAAACUUGGCGAUACGUCGGAUUUGUUCAGAUUCAUGAAUAUGGUUCGAGACUUACUGCUGUGGAUGGAUGAGGUGAAACGAGAAAUGAACACCCAAGAAAGACCUAAGGAUGUUUCCGGUGUUGAGUUGCUAAUGAACAAUCAUCAAAGUUUAAAAGCUGAAAUAGACGCUCGUGAAGAAAACUUCAACGUUUGUAUAUCGUUGGGACGAGAUCUGUUGAAUCGCAAACAUUAUGCAUCAUCUGAAAUCGAGAAGAAAUUAAUCAAACUGACAACGGAAAGAGCGGAAAUGAUGCGACGUUGGGAGGAUCGAUGGGAAUACCUGCAACUGAUAUUGGAGGUGUAUCAGUUCGCGAGAGACGCUGCCGUUGCGGAGAGUUGGUUAAUGGCCCAAGAGCCGUAUCUGAUAUCGCGUGAAUAUGGCCGCAAUCUUGAAGAGACAAUAAAACUGAUCAAGAAGCACGAAGCGUUCGAAAAAUCUGCAUCCGCUCAAGAGGAGAGAUUCCUGGCUCUCGAAAAACUUACUACGUUGGAACUGAUCGCACAACAAUACGUGGUCUGGCUGAAUAUGGGCGGCACUAAACGUAAACUUCAAGGGCUUGUGCCCAGUGCAGAUCUUCGUUUCAUUGAACGACUCGAACGUGAAAUGGUAUAG
Anisakis simplex (herring worm) is the source of this 4866-nucleotide messenger RNA. The record is from the annotation of a GenBank genome assembly. NCBI's taxonomy places the organism in Eukaryota, Metazoa, Nematoda, Chromadorea, Rhabditida, Anisakidae.